Molecule: messenger RNA, 7132 nt
Organism: Dermacentor andersoni
Lineage: Eukaryota; Metazoa; Arthropoda; Arachnida; Ixodida; Ixodidae
Gene: LanB2
Product: laminin subunit gamma-1
Biological process (GO): tissue development; animal organ morphogenesis
Source: RefSeq, a predicted model, not a curated record
AGAGCCGCAGACGGGAGCCAUUGCGGCCGCAGCAGCAACGGCAGACGGAUGGCCCGCUCGUCGCCCCUUCCCGCCGCCAAGGCGCUCUUCGCUCGCCUUCUACUGCUUGCCACCCUGGCGGCCGUCGUCAGCUCACAGCACCAGUACUACCACGGGCAACCCUCAACCCGGGGCUCCUGCUACGACCAUUACAACCGCGCCCAGCGCUGCAUCCCCGAAUUCGUCAACGCGGCGUUCAACGUGCGCGUCGAGGCUACCAACACGUGUGGCCUGCGCGGUCCUACCAAGUACUGCCCGCAGACGGACGUGCAGGGCGCCACCAAGACCUGCGAGGUCUGCGACGCCUCCAAGCCGCACUUGGCGCACCCGGCCGACUACCUGACCGACUUCAACAACAACGACAACACGACGUGGUGGCAGAGCGAGACCAUGCUUGAGGGCAUCCAGUACCCGAACCAGGUCAACCUUACUCUCCACCUUGGACGCGCCUUCGCCAUCGUGUACAUCCGGCUAAAGUUCCACUCGAUGCGACCCGAGAGCUUCGCCAUCUACAAGCGGACGCGGCCGGACUCGCCGUGGGUGCCGUACCAGUACUACAGCUCGACCUGCAACGACACGUACGGCCUGCAGUCGAGCACGUACGCGACGCGUGACGACGAGACCCGGGCGCUGUGCACGGGCGAGUACAGCGACCUCUCCCCGCUGUCGGGAGGCAACGUGGCCUUCUCGACGCUCGAGGGCCGGCCCUCGGCCUUCCACUUCCAGGACAGCAAGCUGCUGCAGGAAUGGGUAACAGCCACUGACAUCCGCAUCGUGCUCACACGGCUCAACACGUUCGGCGACGAGAUCUUCGGCGACAAGCAGGUGCUACGCUCCUACUACUACGCCAUCGCUGACUUGGCCGUCGGAGGAAGAUGCCAGUGCAAUGGACACGCCAUGGCCUGCGAUCCGGGACCCGGCGGCGAGCGCCAGCUGCUGUGCCGCUGCGAGCACCACACGGCGGGCGACAACUGCGAGCGCUGCAUGGACCUGUACAACGACCAGGCGUGGGGCAGGGCCACCUCCACCAACGCCCACGAGUGCCAGCCGUGCAACUGCAACGGCCGGUCGCGCAAGUGCUUCUUCGACCAGGAGCUGUUCGAGCGCACGGGCCAUGGCGGCCACUGCGUCAACUGCUCGGACAACACGGACGGCCCCAACUGCGAACGCUGCCGCGAGAACUACUACCAGAACAGCGACGGCCGGUGCAUACCCUGCGAGUGCGACCCCGUCGGCUCCCGGAUGCUCCAGUGCAACAGCAAGGGCCAGUGUCCUUGCAAGCCGGGCGUCGAAGGGCACCGCUGCGACCGUUGCGCUCCAAACUUCUACGAUUUCUCUGAACAAGGCUGCAGGCUGUGCGGCUGCAGCCAGGCAGGCAGCAUGGACAGCCCGCCUUCGUGCAACCCUGGCACGGGCGUGUGCCGAUGCAAGGCCAAUGUGGAAGGACGCCAGUGCGACCGCUGCAAACCCGGGUUCUUCAACCUGCAGCGCGACAACGAGUUCGGGUGCACCCCUUGCUUCUGCUUCGGCCACUCGGCGCUGUGCCAGAGCGCGCCUGGCUACUCGCGGUACAGCCUGAUCAGCACCUUCGCCAGAGACAAGGAGCACUGGAAGGCGGCGGACAUUCACGGACGCAGCGUCAACACUCGCCACGAGUACGCCGCCCACCACUUGGCUGUGGUGGCACCCGGAAAGGAAGCCGUCUACUUUCUCGCGCCAGACCGAUACCUCGGUGACCAGCGCGCCUCGUACAACCAGAACCUGACGUUCACUCUGCGCAUCGGCGAGGAAGGCCCGCAGUCAUCGGUGGAGGACAUCGUGCUGGAAGGGGCACACGGCAGCGUCUCGCAGCACAUUUUUGGCCAGGGCAACGGGCUGCCGUCAAUACGCAACCUGGAGUACCGAUUCCGCCUGCACGAGGACCCGCGAUACGGCUGGAAUCCGACGCUCAGCUCGCGAGAGUUCAUCAGCAUCCUCUCGAACCUGACUGCCAUCCGGAUAAGGGCCACCUACGUACCACGAGGCACGGGCUUCAUCGACAACAUCCAGCUCCAGUCGGCACAGCGUUCUGCCUACGGCACUGAGGCCGCCACCUGGGUCGAGAUGUGCAACUGCCCCGAGGGAUACGUGGGCCAGUUCUGCGAGUCGUGCGCGCCGGGAUUCCGGCACGACCCGCCACGCGGCGGGAAGUUCUCGCGCUGUGUGCCCUGCAACUGCAACGGCCAUGCGCUCAUCUGCGAGCCGGACACCGGGCACUGCAUCUGCCAGCAUAACACGGCGGGCGAGUUUUGCGAGCGUUGCGCGCCGCGCUACUACGGCAACGCGCUGGCGGGCACCCCGGACGACUGCCAGCCGUGUCCGUGCCCCGACCAGGGCGCCUGCGCCGUGCUGCCCGACGAGAGCGUCGUCUGCCUCGAGUGCCCGCAGGGAUAUUCCGGGCGGAGGUGCGACCUGUGCUUCGACGGACACUACGGCGACCCGCAAGGAAACUUUGGGUCCAAGGUUCCUUGCAAGAAAUGCGAGUGCAACGACAACAUCGACCCCAACGCUGUGGCCAACUGCAACACAACGACUGGCGAGUGCCUCAAGUGCGUCUACAACACCACCGGCUUCAACUGCGAGCGCUGUUUGCCCGGACACUUCGGAGACGCGCUGUCCGUGCCCAAGGGGGACUGCAAGCCGUGCGACUGCCACCGGCUCGGCUCGACGGAGGGCUCCGAGUGUGACCCGCGCACGGGCCAGUGCGCCUGCAAGGCGAACGUGGCGGGCCGCCAGUGCGGCCAGUGCCGCGAGGGCCACUGGAACCUGCAGAGCGGCGACGGCUGCGAAGCCUGCAACUGCAACCUAGUCGGCUCGUACAACCGCACCUGCGACCAGCGCACGGGGCACUGCCACUGCCGGCCCGGCGUCACCGGAAAGCAGUGCGACCAGUGCCUGCCGUACCACUACGGCUUCUCGCCCGACGGCUGCGUGCCGUGUGACUGCGACAGCCAGGGCUCGGUGUCGCUGCAGUGCGCCCCCGAUGGCCAGUGUCAAUGUCGACCGAACGUGGAAGGCCGCCGCUGCGAGCGCUGCAAGGAGAACAAGUACAACAAGGAGGCUGGAUGCGUUGACUGUCCGACGUGCUACAACCUGGUGCAAGACACCGUGAACGAGCACCGCGACAAAGUGGCCGAGCUGGCACGCCUGCUGGACAACAUCGAGAAGAACCCGCAGAUCGUCAAGAGCGUUGACUUCGAGGAGAAGCUCGAGCAAGUGAUGACCAUUGUUAGCGGCCUGUGGAAGGACGCAAAGCAGGCAUCAGGCACCGGCGAGAGCCUGGCUGAGCGGCUGGACGAGCUCCUGCGGCGCAUCAAGAAGGUGCAGGACAUUGCGGGCAAGAUCGGCCUCGAGAUCACCCUGGCCGAGGACAUCGUGGAGGGCGCAGAGCGCAACAUGACCAGCGCUGAGGCAGUCGUCGAGCGCAUCAAGUCCACGCUGAUGCAGGCACAGAAGUACCUCGAGGACGAGGCCCAGAACGCACUCAGGCGGGCGCUCGAGCGCUCCGACCGCUACGGCCAGCAGUCAGAGAUGAUGUCGCAAAUUGCGCGCGACGCUCGCCAGCUGGCUGAUCGACACGAAAGCGACGCCCAAGAGAUUGCAAACUUGGCUGCGGAUGCACUGAACACUUCAAUGGAGGCACGUGCCAUCGCCGAAGGUGCGCUCAGCACGCAAGACAAGACAGAGAGCGAGAUAUACCUUCUCAAGAACAGGAUGCGCGAGAUCAUGGAUCUGAUGCUGCGCACCAAGAAGAUGGCCGAGGAGGCCAGGGAGGAAGUGCGCAAGGCGUACGACGAUGCCCUGCGAGUGUUGUCGGAUGCCUCGUCGGUGCAGAUGCCGGAAAUCGACACUGACGAGCUUUCCCGCAAGGCACAGGAAAUCAUUGACGAGGCUGGUCGCAUCCAAAAGGAAGCCGACGAGCUGCUGACCAAGCACGCCGCCGUCCUGGAGAGGGUGGGCCCACAACGCGAGGAGGCCGAGGAUCUCCUCUCCCAAGCACACCGCCAACAGCAGAUCACCGACGGACUGCUGGCUCAGGUGGACACGGCUUUCGCUAAAGCAAAGGAGGCGGCCGCCGAGGGUGAAAGGAUUCUUGAGGAAGCCCAGAACACGCUCAAGGUGCUCAGAGAGUUUGACGAGAACGUCAAGGCAAGCAAGGACAAAGCGUCGGCCGCGCUGCAACGUGUGCCGGAGAUCCAGGCGCUCAUCGAGGAGGCCGAGAACAAGACCCGGGAUGCCCGGGGCGCGCUCAAGGAUGCCGAGGCCGACGCGAACGCGGCCAGCGACAUCGCAAAGGAGGCACAGAGGAUCGCCGAGCAAGCGUCGAAGGAUGCGAUCAAUGUGCGUGAUGAAGCAGACAACGCUAAGACGACGGCGCGUCAGCUGGGAGACGAAGCCGAGGAGCUGGCGCGCAAGGUCGAGGACACUGAUGCACGCAUGCGCCAGUUCGAGGAGCAGGCCCGCGGGGACGAGGCACUCGCCAAGCAGGCCCUGGAAAAAGCCAACGAAGCCCGGACAGGUGCAAAGGUGGCCUCGGACAAAGUCAGAGCUGCACUUGCCACAGUCAACGAAAUCCUCAAGGCCUUAGCGAAUGUGGAUAGCGUGGACCCAGGCCGGCUCGACCAGCUGGAGCGACGCCUGAUGGAGGCUGAGCGUGAGGCAGAGAAGGCGAGGCUCGACGAGCGGCUCGAUGAGCUGCGCGCCGCGCGCCAGCAGCAGCAGGGUUGGAUGCACGACUACGAGGCACAGAUCAAGCAGCUCAAGAGGGAUGUGGCCAACGUGAAGGACAUCAGUGACUCACUGCCCGACCGCUGCUUCCGGCGCAUCAAGCUCGAGCCCUGAUUUGAUGAGACUGCACGCGGGGUGCCAGCAGCAGGAGGAGCGCAGACACCAAAGGGAGAGAAGGACGGUGGGGGGAGAGGAAGAAGCCAACCUUCACGAUGAAAUCGGUAGGACAGAGCAGGCGAGAACGACCGCCUCCGCCGACGUCGUUGGGGAAACCAGUGUAUGGUGGCGUAACGACAUCUGCAGAGGUUCUCGAUGCGCAUUAGGGAAGAGACAUUCGUAGCUCUAGGGCAUGGUCGUUUUGAAACGGACCGUAUGUGCGUCGUAUGUGGCUAUUCCUUGCUUUGCUUUUACUUAAUUUCACCGUAAAAAAAACAACUAUCACGUACAUGGACGGCAUGUUUUCGUUUCUCUGUCGCCCCCUCGAACAUGUGCAACGAAACUGUGUACUUCAACACUGUAGCUCCCUCCGUUGAUCUGUGUCAUUGUGACGGCUAAUACUGGCAAUCAUCUUAGUGCGACUGCAUAUGAUCGGCAAACUAGAAAUGCGCUCUUCAUUUCAUCCUUUCUGGGGACCAAUGGCAAACAACUUCGGCAAGCUUUAACGCGAUGUGGGAUAAAAAGUCGAAAAGGACCACGAAGUGGAUUAUUAAGUUGAGUGGUUCUUCUUAUUUUAAUUCAUAAUCGGAAAAAUAUCAUGGGCUAGCUGUGAAACAGAUAUUUGUAAACCUUGUGUCUAUAAGUUAGCGAUGACACGUCCAAGAGAGACAAGAAUCUUUGUCUACUGGUAACUUUUUUACAAGCAAAACAGCGCUCUUCAAGAGGGCUUACACAUGUAGCCUAUGCCAGCGAGAAGAGAACCCUGUCCAACGCCCAUUGUCAUUGUUGGUUACGUGGUCAAGCGAAGCAUUAGCGUCAUUAGUGCCACUGAUAUAGAAAAUGCACUCAAGUGUCCCUACUUAAUGGAAACAGCGUUUUGGAAAGAAAGGCAUUGCUGGACAAUAUACAGGCCAGAAGGAUGCCGUAAUGAUUCAGAAAUUGAGUUUUUUUUUUUUUUUUUCGGAGCAUUGCGCGAUCACAUAGCUCAAGGAAGUAAGCGGAUCCUGAUUAUGUUGUCUUCUUCGCUAAUAAUACUGGCAUGUUGUGAAAAUGUCUUACUCUAAGCAAAAAUUAUUCGCACUUAUAAUCAACGUUCGACUGGCCACGCUCCCAGCCUCGUUUAUCAAAACACCGCUGACAAAUCUGCUAUGAAUGUGGGUGGUCCAAAAUGAGUUCGUCACCUUCAAAGAUAUAUUGUAUGUCUACUUACUCUUUUAUUCCCAGGUCACAAGCAAAAAGUAAAAAAAAACCACAAGAACAAAAGAACAUGCCAUUUCGCUCAAUCAAAUGACUGCAUUUUAUAUGUGCCUCCUUCUUUACACUGUGGUGAAUGAGCCCUUCAGGUCCGUGAGGAGUAUGCAUUGUGGGCGUAUUUUUGUGAAGCAAAGCCACGGACGAGGUAGCUUAGCAUCAUGUUUCUUCUAAGUAGAGUGUAGAUCGCGCUUAAAUGAUGUGUAAGGAAGAAAAAAAAAUAACUUAUACGACCUCAAAGUGUUGCUCAGUCGUCUCAAGUCGCUUAGUGAACAAUCGACGCGAACCACGAGUCGUAUAGAGCUUCAGCCAGGCUUCCCCCCCUCCCCAUACCCUCACGUGCUAGUAUAGUGCUAACAAUCUCGAGUGGAACCAUUUUUUUUUCCGCCUCAUUUCGGAAACUGCAUGUGAAGGUUUUUUUAACUUAUUGCAGCCGUCCUCUGCGAGAGCUGCGCAUAAUCACAUUUCAAACUAUGCUUACCCUGCGCCCUGUACACGUCGCAUUCAUCGCUCGCGCGGAAUGACGCUUUCCACCGACCAAUUGACGCUGCUGCGCGCCAGAAAGGGCGCCGCUUUUACGUGUCGUGCUGCAGUAAAAACCACCACUUUGUUAUAUUACUAUCUGCUUGGGCAGGUAAGCAUCAUGUGUACAGAGUGCAAUAGUAUACUAAGAGAUUGUAGGAUGCAUCUCAUUUCCUUUUUUUGUUUGUUCUCUGCAUUUUGUGUAACCUUUUGGACAUAUUAGGAUUCUUUUUUUUUGACUUGUUACUCAAAAAAAUUAAGUCAUUGUAAGAGAUCAAAAGUACUGGUUGUUUCGAGACUGCCACUGUGCUGAAUGCCAAACUGAAACCAGUGCCAAAGAAUGUGUCCCUUAAUUAUUUUUUGUCAUGUGCAUUUAAUAAAGAGCAAUUAAACCCGU